Molecule: messenger RNA, 1440 nt
Organism: Lodderomyces margitis
Lineage: Eukaryota; Fungi; Ascomycota; Pichiomycetes; Serinales; Debaryomycetaceae
Exons: 1
Coding region: 1-1440 (479 amino acids)
Biological process (GO): transmembrane transport
Molecular function (GO): transmembrane transporter activity
Source: RefSeq, a predicted model, not a curated record
AUGACAUCAGACGGCUCUUCAGAUGACAAUACAAGAGCUAGUUUGUCUAACUCCAAUAGUUUGGAGAAACAGAUAGAUAUAGAGAAACCUUUCCCACCCAAGGAAGCCCUCCAAGAUGACGACCCAAAUACAGAUGGUGGAUACGCGUGGGUUGUAUGUGCUGCAUGUGUGCUUUUCAAUUUUUGUACGUGGGGUAUGAACUCGGGAUUCGCCAUAUACUUUGCAUACUAUUUGAAACACCAGACUUUUGAAGGAGCAGACAAGAUGGAUUACAGUUAUAUAGGAGGUAUCGCUUUUGGAGUAGGUCUUGCAUUUUCACCCGCUAUCACUGUAUGCAUGGGGAUAUUCGGGUUUAAACCGGUGUUGAUAGCUGGGAACUGCUUCCAAUUUACGGCCUUGAUGUUGGCAAGUUGGUCCACAAAGCUUUGGCAAUUGUACUUGACACAAGGUCUAAUGCAGAGCUUUGGUCUAGCUUUCCUUUCAAUCCCUUCAAUCACCUUACUACCACAAUGGUUCAAGAAAAAAAGAGUUUUAGCCGGCGGUAUAGCUUCAGCGGGGUCAGGUUUAGGAGGGGUUGUUUUCAAUUUAGGUAUGCAAAAAGUCGUUGACCAUUCAGGUGUAUUUUGGGCGUUGAGGGCACAAAGUAUUAUCGGGUUUGGGUUAACCUGGAUCGCAAUACUUGCAGCCAAAAGUAAAGCAUCCAAACACAACAUUGAAUUCAAGUUCAUUGACCCAACAGUGUUCAAAACUGCAGGGUUUUACUUGGUUUUAUUCUGGGUAUUGACUUGUAUAUUUGGUUAUGUUAUCGUAUUGUACACAUUGGCCAACUUCACACAGAGUUUAGGUUACAGUGAGCACCAAGGUGCUAUAGUAUCUGCUAUGGUGCAGGUCGGCUCAUUAUUUGGUAGGCCAGUCGUGGGGUAUUUAUCAGACAGGCUUGGUCCUGCUUCAGUGGCUACUGUGGCGUAUUAUCUUGUCGGAAUAUUUUGUUUGGCAAUGUGGAUACCAGCACGAAACUAUGCUACCGUGGUUGUUUUUGCCUUAAUAGAGGGUGCUCUCAUGGGUACCAUAUACGCUAUUAUUGCUCCACUAGUGGCACGAAUUUUUGGACUACGAAAAAUGAAUGUGGUUUUUGGAAAAAUCUGGAGUCUUAUGGGUAUUGCUGGUGUAUUCUCACCAGUAAUCGGUGUCAAACUCGUACGAGGAAGUGGUGCUACUGUUGAUCCUACAAGUUACCAAUAUUGUUCCAUUUUUACUGGUGUUAUUUUUCUAGCUUCUGCAACAACCAUGUUGCUAAUCAGGGGCUACUUGAAAGCAAGAGAUGAGAUAAUAAACAAGGAUGGGCUGGUUGAUUCAGAUCAAGUCGAUAUUACCCAAGUUUCCGUGCCAUUUUUUGCUGUCUUUACGAAUGCAUUAAAAAUAGGUGGAGAAAAAACAUGA